Messenger RNA from Guillardia theta CCMP2712, 1152 nucleotides. RefSeq lists its product as hypothetical. The transcript has 5 exons. The record is from RefSeq and is a predicted model, not a curated record. Bases 1 to 1152 code for a protein of 383 amino acids. NCBI's taxonomy places the organism in Eukaryota, Cryptophyceae, Pyrenomonadales, Geminigeraceae.
AUGCCAGUAUGCUGGGCCCUUCUACCGCCCUCAUGCCGCCCUUGCCUGAGCUCCAGGAAUGCAGGACUCUGCCCUGGAAAAGUUCUGCGUCCCUCCCUCAGGAAGGGGUUGUGCAGACGAUCUGCGUUCCAUGACGCCUUCAACGAGCAGGGUCCGGAGCUGGACAAGACCGGGAUCAUCCUGCAGCCAGCAUCGACUGAGAGCCUGCGGCUCAACUUCACGACAUACUUCUGUGAUGACGUGGUCGAAGCCAUGGGAAAGGAUGAGCUGCCUGAUGGCUUGCGAUCGAGUAUCAGAGCACUCUGGCCAGAGCAACAAGGCAGCCAUGUUCUCAUUUCGCAUCGUGAGAAUGAGAUUUCGAGCUGCCUAGACAUGUCGUUCGGCCAAACAGAGGUGACGUUGCAUGGUAUCUGGGUGAAAGACCAACUCCAUCAGGGCUCAGGGGACAGAAUGCAAACAAUUCUCAUGAUCAAGUGUUUAGAGUCUCUGUCGUUGGAAAACCGUCGCGAAAGGAUUGUGGUUUGCCCCUCCAGCACAGGUCUUAUGGGCGAGACCUUGAAGGAGAUGGGGUAUGAGAGUGAGGUUGUAGACAAGACCCCGCGCAUGGUGAAAAAGCUGCUGGAUCGCAAGGUCGAGUCGCUACUGGGGCGCGACAACGUCAAAGGGAGUGCAGAACAGCUCGACGUCAUAAGCUUGCAGGGAGCAAGAAUCUUCACCCUGCAAAGGAGGUUCGUCGAGAAGUACAACUUGCUUCAUUCGGCGGUUGGCAUCCUCGUCCAUAACCGACAAGGACAGAUUUAUGUGCACAGACGAUCACCUCGGAAGAGCAUGCAUGCGCUGCACUAUGACAUGUUCGUUGGUGGGCUACUCCUCUCCGGGGAAGCUCCUAUGACAGGGGCAAGAAACGAGGUGCGGGAGGAGCUAGGGAUCGAGAGGGAGGAUCUGGAGGAGGUUGCAGUUGAAGGAGAGCACGAAAUCAAGUUCAAUGACGGGGAAGUGAUCUGGGGCAGAUUUAUGAGUCUCGUGGAGUUGGAGGACAUGAUGAGUAAGGAGGAGUUUGUACCUGGUGGCCUCAAGGCGUGGCAGGAGACUGUUGACCGAGGGUUUCAUACCAAGAAUGAGCUGAAUACAGGAAUUCUUGCGAAGGAAUAG